Molecule: messenger RNA, 537 nt
Organism: Magnolia sinica
Lineage: Eukaryota; Viridiplantae; Streptophyta; Magnoliopsida; Magnoliales; Magnoliaceae
Exons: 1
Coding region: 1-537 (178 amino acids)
Source: RefSeq, a predicted model, not a curated record
AUGGCUGCAGCUAUGCAGCAACAACAAGACAUAUUCAUGCGCCAGCAACGAGACAUGCAUACCCUCAUGAUGGAAUCCUUGGGGAACCGAAAUCGCGUGGAAGUGUCCCGAGAAAGUUACAGUCGUGGCGCAGACAUCUUUGAAAGGUUCCAGAAGUUCCGACCACUAACAUUUGAAGGAGCACUGGAUCUAGUGCAAGCGGAGCGUUGGCUAGCAAGGAUUUCCAAGAUUAUGCGACCCUUGAAGUGCACCAAUUCACAAAUGGUAAACUUGGCCACAUACUUGUUAGAGGGUGAGGCGGAGAACUGGUGGCAGGGUUUGCAACGGAGUGUCCCGACCACAUAUGCAUGGACAUGGGCUGGGUUUAAGAUGAAGUUCCUUAAAAAAUACUUCCCCCGAUCGUGUAAGAAUGAGAAGAUAACUCAGUUUUUAAGAUUGGAGCAGGGCAAUUUGAUCGUUGCCCAGUAUGAGUCCCGGUUUGACGAACUCUCUCGAUACGUGCCGAAAGCCUUGGAAGAUGCUGAGUACAAAUUAUAG